CCUCCGUGGAUUUUUAAUGGAAAAUGAUUUAUCUUGUGAAGUUAGGAGCUUCAGUUUGACUCUUCCUGGUUUUAACACUAAAGACAGGACCUGGAAGAGUUUUGGACUUUCCGCCCUGCAACAGAACCUCAUCAGAAACUCCUCAAACUGUUUUACCGUAUGAUGACACAGGUGGUUCUGUCCACCAUCACCUGUCAGGCAGAAGUCUCAGGUUAACGGAGUCAUCAGGUUCAGCUAAAAGAUCAAACAAGAUCAUCUGAGAAUAAAACACCAGAGCAAAAGAAACCAAAGAAGGAUUUUACUUGUUUUAUUGUUAGCCACUAGCUUGUUAUCCAAGAUGGCUGACCCCUACCAGAACAACGUAUACCAUCAGGGAGGAGGCGACAGCUACGGGACUUACGGGGAAGGAGGAGGCCAUGAUGGAUACGGUUACCAGGCCGACUAUCCAUCUCAGGAGGAGGACGCAGCGAGCGACGCGACAGAAGGGCACGAUGAAGAGGACCAGAUGUACGAAGGAGAGUACCAGGGGAUCCCACAUCCUGACGAGGUGAAGGCUGCUCAGAGAGCUGCACGAGCUAAAUCUCGAGCGGCCGGCAGCUCGGUGUCUGAGCUGGAGGAGCUAUCGGAGCAGUAUGAGUACAUCAUGGAGGACUGCGGACACGGGAGGUUCCAGUGGACGCUCUUCAUAGUCCUGGGUUUGGCUCUGAUGGCCGACAGCGUGGAGUGCUUCGUGGUUGCGUUUGUUCUGCCAUCGGCUGAAAAAGACCUGGGUCUGUCCAACGCAGAGAAAGGGAUGCUGGGUCUGGUGGUCUUCCUGAGCAUGAUGGUGGGGGCCUUUUUGUGGGGGGGUCUGGCUGAUAAAUUGGGCCGGCGUCGCUGUCUGAUCAUGGCGUUGGCCUUGAACUGCGUCUUUGCCUUCCUGUCAUCCUUCGCUCAGGGAUACGGCUUCUUCCUCUUCUUCAGACUGCUGUCGGGCAUUGGCAUCGGCGGCACGGUGCCCAUCGUCUACUCGUACUUCUCUGAGUUCCUCCAGAUGGACAAGAGAGGAGAACAUCUGUCCUGGCUCUGCAUGUUCUGGAUGAUCGGGGGGAUUUAUGCGUCCUUCACGGCCUGGGGGAUCAUCCCUCGAUACGGUUGGGGGUUCAGCAUGGGCACGGAGUUCCAGUUCCACAGCUGGAGGGUGUUUGUCAUUGUCGCAGCCCUUCCUGCCGUCGCCUCUCUGGUUGGACUCACCUUCAUGCCUGAGAGUCCUCGCUUCCUGUUGGAGAAUGCCAAACACGACGAGGCGUGGAUGAUCCUGAAGCAGGUCCACGACACCAACUGGAGAUUCAAAGGGCAGCCAGAAAAAGUCUUCACCGUGACCCACAUCAAGGUUCCGAAGACGGCUGAGGACGAGUUCAUCGAGAUUCAGAGCGCCACGGGAACGCCAGUGCAGCGGUGGGCCGUGCGCUCCUUCACCCUCUGUAAACUGGUUCUGAGAAACAUGGCGUCUCUGCUGUCUGUGGAGCUGAGGUUCGCCACGCUCUUCAUGGCCAUCAUCUGGUUCUGCAUGGCCUUCAGUUAUUAUGGUCUGUCAGUUUGGUUCCCCGACAUGAUCAAACAUCUGCAGUACGAAGAGUACGAGUCCAAGGUUAAGACGUUCCACCGAGAGCGAGUGGAGAACUUCCAUUUCAACUUCUCUCUGGAGAACCAGGUCCACAAGGAGGGAGAGUACAUUCGAGACAAGUUCGUCCGGAUCAAGAUGAAGUCUGUCAGGUUCCAGGACUCUUUGUUCGAAGACUGUCUCUUUGAGGACAUCUCGUCCACAGACACCGUGUUUGAGAACUGCACCAUCCGCUCCACCAUCUUCUACAACACAGACCUGUGGGAGGAGAAGUUCAUCGACUGCAGGAUGGAGAACACAACAUUUGAGCACAACAAACAUGGCCAACCGGACAUGGUGGAAGACAACGAUGUGCUCAUCUACCUGGUCAGCUUCCUGGGCAGCCUGGCGGUGUUACCAGGUAACAUCAUCUCAGCGCUCUUCGUGGAGAAGGUCGGCAGGGUUCGGAUCAUAGGUGGAUCCAUGCUCAUUUCUGCCGGCUGCAGCUUCUUCCUGUUCCUGAGUUUCAGCCAGUCGGCGAUCAUCGCUCUGCAGUGCUUGUUCUGCGGUGUCAGUGCAGCUGCGUGGAACGGCAUCGAGGUGGUGACCGUGGAGCUCUAUCCUGCUUCUAAGAGGGCGACGGCGUUCGGCGUGCUGAACGCUCUGUGUAAGUUGGCCGCCAUCCUGGGCAGCUCCAUCUUUGCCAGCUUUGUGGGCAUCACCAAGGCCAUCCCCAUCCUGCUGUCCUUCACAGCUCUGGUCUGCGGCGGCCUGGUGGCCCUCAAACUGCCUGACACGCGACAGAAAAUCCUCCAAUGA
Nematolebias whitei (Rio pearlfish) is the source of this 2401-nucleotide messenger RNA. Its product is annotated as synaptic vesicle glycoprotein 2B. The transcript has 15 exons. Bases 338 to 2401 code for a protein of 687 amino acids. The record is from RefSeq and is a predicted model, not a curated record. Gene Ontology annotation, molecular function: transmembrane transporter activity. Gene Ontology annotation, cellular component: membrane. NCBI's taxonomy places the organism in Eukaryota, Metazoa, Chordata, Actinopteri, Cyprinodontiformes, Rivulidae. Gene Ontology annotation, biological process: chemical synaptic transmission; transmembrane transport.